UAUCCGGUAAAUAUAGAAUGUACUUGGUAUGUUAUGGCUAGUGAGGGUAAUAGUAUUGGUUUGACAUUCGAAUCAAUGGAUCUGGAAGAUUCAGAUAAUUGUAACAAUGAUUAUGUGGAAAUUAGAGAUGGUAGUAAUUUUAGACGUUUAUUGGGUUUACAUUGUGGCAAACAAAUUCCGGCGGCGGUGGAAAAAGCUCAGACGUUGACGGUAACAUUUAGUAGUAACGAUGAUAUAGUGGGAGAAGGUUUCAUAGCCACGUAUUAUUACGUUAAACAUAACGAGAUAAAUGGCACUAGUGGAGUGGUCGAAUCGCCUGCCUACCCAGCCAAGUUCCAUAGCGACGACUUAUAUAGCUGGCGUAUUACUGUGGAUAAAAACUAUGUUGUUUUGCUGUCUAUUAAACAUAUUGUGGAUACAGAUAUACCAUAUAUUAAAUUCUAUGAUGGUUAUUCCGAUAUUGGAGCACCAAUAGAUUAUGCCAAUACCCAUAUUGUACGCUCAAAUACCAAUAUUUUAUAUUUCACCGCCACACGUGGUCCAUUCCAAUUCGAAUGGGAGCAAUUAUCCAAAGAAGUGGUGCGUAACAAUCAGACUGCUGAACGAAUGUCUGAACUUUGUGGCAAUCAAAAUUUGCGUAUCAACUCCUCCACCCUAUUCUUUAGUUCACCUGGUUAUCCGCAUGGUUAUGACUCAAAUUUACAAUGUUCAUGGACUAUUAUAUCCAACGAUCCCGCUAUGCAUACCGAAAUAUUCUUUUUAAAAGUUGAUCUAGAGGAAUUCGAUGAAUGCUUUGCCGACUAUGUUAAAGUUUCCAAGAGUACUGAUCUGCAAAACUGGCAACAGUUAGAGAAAAUGUGCAAAAAGACUUCCGAUAAAAUAAUGAGGUACCAAGGAAAUCCCUAUUUGAAAGUAGAAUUUGUAACCGAUGCUGGGGUCAAUAAGACCGGAUUUUCUUCUCUCAUAUCAACUAAAUGUGGUUCGGAACUAACGGAGAGAAGAGGCUUUGUUAAUAUAACCGAAUUAAAGGGCAAUGGCGUUAGUUUUCAACAGGAUUGUAUUUGGACCAUUAGAGUCAGACAGGGUAGACGUAUACGUCUAACAUUUCCCGAUUUUUGGUUACGUACCCCCAAUACGGAUGGCAAUUGUAAAACAUACUUUUUAGUACGCAAUGGCAUUGCCGAGGAUUCACCAUUUUUAGGCAAAGGAAAGUACUGUGACAAUGAUAUAACUGACAUUCUGGAAACCUCCUCAAAUCGGGCUUAUAUUAAAUUUUCACGCAGCGGUUAUCCGGCAUUCAGAGCUUCCUUCCAUUAUGAAGAAAUAAGUCCAGAAUGUUCCAAAGAGAUUGUUCUUAAGGACGACUUUAAAUGGGAUCGUAUACAAACCAUUACAACUCCCAACUAUCCCAAUAUACCCAAUCCACAUUCGGAAUGUAUUUGGAAAAUUAUAGCUCCCUUACAUAAGACCAUAACUUUGGACUUCUUUGGUGAUUACGAUUUGAUACCCGUCAAUUCGGACUCUAAACUAUGUGAACUGGAAUAUGUUCAGGUUAACGAUGGCGGCACAGAAAUGGCGCCAGUUAUAGGCAAAUAUUGUGGUACCACUAAACCAAAUAGCAUACGCUCAACGGGCAACAUAUUGAGAGUGCUUUAUUUCACGGAUGUUUCAGAACCUCAUAAGGGCUUUAAGGCCAAUGUUAGUAUCAGUCGUUGUGGGGGUUCUUAUUAUGACUCGGAAGGCGUCAUAACUGCUCCUUUGUUGCAACUCAAACCCAAUGAAAAGGAAUUGGAAUGUAUAUAUACACUAGAAAUGCCUUUGGGUUCUACUAUUAAUAUAAGCGUAGAUAGAAUAAAUUUCCCCGAACCCUAUGGAGGUCCAAACUCGGACUGUAAACAGGAAACCCAUUUGGAACUGCAGGAAAUUGAUGCUUUCUCCACGGACACAGAAAAUAUAACCGAUACCUUGCUCUUGUGUGGUUCAACUCCCAAUCGCUAUAUUGUAGAAACCAAUAAACUAAGAAUAGUUUUGCGUAUCAAAGAUGGCGUUUAUAAUACCGACAGUUUUCAGAUCAGCUACUCGGCUAUAGGAGAUAGAUGUGGCGAAACAAUAGUGGGAAUGCGUGGAAUAUUACAAACUCCCAAUUAUCCUAAAGGUACAGGUGCACCUAUACACUGUACAUGGCAUUUAAAAGCUCCCAAGGGUAGACGUAUUAAGGUAGAAUUCCUGGACUUUGAUAUGGACAGCGGACAAACGGCGGGACGAGUCUAUCGCCGUUUAACGUUCAGUAACGAUCCUAAACUAUCAUCCAUCAUCGAACGUGUAACAGAUACAGUACCAGCUGUCAUUUACUCCACCGAUAAUACCAUGACUAUAGAUGCUCUCAUGUUGUCGUUCUACAAGAAUCGUGGUUUCAAAUUGAAAUUCUCAGCCGAUGAGUAUUCUACCCAUUGUCGCAAUUUCCUCUGGUUCAAUGAUGAAAGCAUAAUGGCUACUCCACAGACCUUGAGAUUCCGAAGGGAUGAUAGUGAAAAAUCAAUGUAUUGUUCCUACGAUCUUAAACCCCGAUUCAAUCGCACCCUGUCCGUACAAAUUGUAAAAGUAGAAAACUACAAUAUAACACAGCAAUGGUUCGUAUAUGGCUGCCAAUACUCUUCGGCUGUACAAUUAUAUGCCGCAGAAGAGCGCAUCUUACCCAUGCUAAUGUGUCAUAAUGAAACCCAACCCUCAUUUAGACUACCCUAUCCCAGUAAAAUGGUUAUAAAUGGUCAUAGACGUAAUGGUCUACGUGCCCUAGAACUGCAGUUGACCUCUUAUAAAUGCGGUGGAGUGUGGCCUAUGAGGUUUUACGAUGAUUUUGUAAUUACCCAGCCGGAUAUGCAAAAUCAUACGGGUCAUUUAGAAUGUGCCUGGGCUGUAUGGGGCCAUUAUAGUUACAAUCAAGAUGAACCACCUGCAUUUUCAGAUAUUAUGGAAGGUAUACAAGUAGAUGUAGGUCUGACCACUGACUUUAAGGGUAAAUGUGAAGAGGAAUACUUGAUGGUGUACAAUGGACCCAAUCAGAACUCACCGCAUUUAGGACGUUAUUGUGAGCAAUCUACCAUUACUAAUUUGGUAGCCACUGGUGGUAUAUAUGUAGAGUUCAUAACCCAAAACUAUAAUGCACUAUCUGUGUUUAACUUAACGGUUCAUGAGGGCAGUGGUUGUGGUGGUGUUCUAAAGUAUCCCUACCGGCAAAUCCUGUUCGAUUAUCAAUAUAAAAACAAUGUUGAAUGUAUAUGGGAAUUAGCCACAGAACCUGGUUUCCAUUUGGCCGUUACUUUUGAAAAUACAUUCUUUAUUGAAGCGUCAACUAACUGCACCAAGGAUUAUUUAAAAAUCCAACAGAAAUCAUUACAGGGAGAAUGGGAAGAUAUUGCCAAAUUAUGUGGACGUGAACCACCGCAAGCUGUUAAUACAACAACCGAAGAAAUGCGUAUAAUUUUCCGUUCCGAUGAAGAUGGUGUGGGUAGUGGUUUUAAUAUGAAAUUUGAGCGUAAUUGUGGUGGUAUACUUUAUGCCACGGAUACCAUGCAACAAUUAAAAUCACCCAAUUAUCCAUCCGAGUAUCCGGCAAAUCUAGUGUGUAACUACACCAUUGUACCAUCGCCCACGAUAAGUAAAACAGAAUCGGAUAGUUUGUACUUACGCUUUAUAGAGUUUACAGUAGAAGACUCUCCCCUGCAGACCUGUAUAUUUGAUAAUGUCACCAUUAAUACGCUCGAAUCAAAUCAGGUGGUGUCCAAUACCUUGUGUGGCAGAAAAACAAAUUACGAGAUUAGAUCCAAAAAAACUAUAACAAUUAUCUUUAAGACCGAUGGCAGUUAUGGUCGUAAAGGUUUUCUCAUGGAAUAUGGCCAUAAUAAAUGUGGAGCCGUCAUUACCAAUUCGACGAUAAUAGAGUCACCCAAAGAUUCUUCCACCCAAAUGUAUCCGCAUAACAGUAUAUGCUCUUGGCAAUUGCAAGCUCCAGAAAAUUACAAAAUUAUCAUUAAAUUUGAAUAUAUUGACUUUGAGUCUCAGGGUAUGUGUACCUAUGAUGCUGUGGAAGUAUACAAGGGUCUUAAUACCGUAGAGGAUCAACGUUUGGUUCAAUUGUGUGGCAACAUAACGGAGCAGAAAGAAAUAAUUAAUAUAGCACAGAAUACCGCUCUAAUACGUUCCUUUGCCGAUGAUCGCGAUGCCUCUAAAGGUUUUAAGGCCUUAGUGAAAUUUGUACCCAAUUGUGAUAAUCGCAUACACUUGGAGUCUUCUAAUUCCUCUUAUGAAUUUACCCGUUUCUCUGGACAAUAUGCCAAUAACUUGGAUUGUUCUUGGUUAUUUACCACCUCUCCCGAUCGCCAGCUUAGAUUGGAGUUUAGCAGUUUCCAUGUGGAAAAUUCCUCUAAUUGUUUAGAUGACUAUUUGGAUGUACGAGACGGUUCAGGUUUAUUUGCCGAUCAAAUUGGCCAAUUUUGUGGUCACGAUUUGCCCAGUCCCUUAGUUUCUUCCAAAUCUACUCUACUAAUGAGAUUUGUAACUGAUGCAAAGGAAACUAGCAGUGGUUUUGUGGCCACCAUUAGAUCGGUGCCCAAGAUAUGUGGUCGUCAGAACUUGGAUUUGACAACACAAAAGUCGGUUACCCUACUUUCACCUGAUGAUGGUUCUGGAAAAUAUCCCAAUAACAUCAAUUGUAUUUGGAAAAUAAAAAGUGACAAUAACAUUCAUUUACAUUUUGAGAAACUUGAUAUUGAUGGCCCCGAUGCGAAUGGAUCCUGUUCUACGGAUUAUAUUAAAAUUAUUAAUAGUGAU
This is a messenger RNA of Lucilia sericata (common green bottle fly), 4830 nucleotides long. RefSeq names its product cubilin homolog. The record is from RefSeq and is a predicted model, not a curated record. Lineage: Eukaryota; Metazoa; Arthropoda; Insecta; Diptera; Calliphoridae.